Molecule: messenger RNA, 1660 nt
Organism: Suillus bovinus
Lineage: Eukaryota; Fungi; Basidiomycota; Agaricomycetes; Boletales; Suillaceae
Product: TRAUB-domain-containing protein
Exons: 9
Coding region: 72-1526 (484 amino acids)
Biological process (GO): maturation of SSU-rRNA from tricistronic rRNA transcript (SSU-rRNA, 5.8S rRNA, LSU-rRNA)
Cellular component (GO): nucleus; nucleolus
Source: RefSeq, a predicted model, not a curated record
GAUUACAUAACAACAACUCAUAUUGAAAAUGACAACCGUGCCGGGCCUUGUCCAGCUGAUCAUUUUCAUUCAUGCAGCGCAUCUCUCUCGCGGAACAGAUCGCUCAGCUUCAGGAUGCUGCACCAGUGGAUUUUGACCCAGAAGAUGAGGUCACAACCCAUGAUCCGGAAGAUAAUGAUCUUGCAGAUGAUACCAGCGGUGCGCGCGAUCACUACAUUGACGUCGGGCCCUCUGGGCUACGCAAACUGCAAGACAGCAUAGCUGACCCAAAAUAUGAUGGCAUAACAACAUCCCGAAAGCAAUUGAUGAAAUCUGACGCCAGCGACUAUGGCAGUGAUGACGAUGAGGAGGAAGAGGAGACUGGGAGCGAAUUGGAGCGCGACGAAGACGAGGAAGAAUCAAAUAAGAAAGUCCCAUCUUCUCAGAGCGAACUGGAGGGCGAACCAGAUGCCUCAACGUUGAUUCCUACAACAUUUGCGGCCAAAAGCACGACGCCAUAUGAAGAUCCAAAGCACACUGAGAAUCUUUCUUCGAGAUUGCGCAAAACGCGUGACGAGGACUGCAAAAAAGGGAAGGCCGUUUCGAAACAAAUUGCAUUGUGGGACUCGCUACUUGACGCACGUAUCCAUCUGCAGAAAGCUGUUGCUGCAGGAAAUCGGCUCCCACCGCUUGCAGAUUACGACGAUGUCCAGCCAUCAUUAGUAAAUAUGCUGGCAGAGGCACAGCUUCUGUCCGAUGAAUUGUUUCGCUUGCAAGAGGGCUUACUAUCUACCAAUGAGGCGAUCACUCCUCCGUCUCGGAAACGGCGUAAAGUUGGCGAUGUGAGAUCUGUAAAAGAUUAUGCUUCAGAAUUUCGGGAAGCCACACAGGCAGCAGCUUCUGUGGAGCAUAUUUUCCAUCCUUAUCUCGUCCAGACUCUGAAUAAGUGGUCAACCAAAAUUCAGGCCGUUGCCCCGUCUGUUCUGCUGCCUUCGAAUCGCAAUGCAUUCUCAAAGUCAUCGCAAGCAUUGAAGUCCGCUUCUCAACUUGUUGAUGAAACGCUGGCGGAUCACGAUAAGGUUUUGCAACGGACAAGAGUCUACCGGGGUAAAGAAUCUCGAUUAGGGGUUGAUGAAAGUAACGGAGGUGACGAGGAGGUUAAAAAUGAUUUAGAGGUGUUUGACGAUACAGAUUUUUAUCAUCAACUGCUACGAGACAUCAUUGAUACUCGCGGUAACGGAGGCAGAGGCAACGAGGAUUGGAUGGAAGUCCAAAAACAGAAAAAGGCCAAGAAGCAUGUCGAUACCAAAGCCAGCAAAGGUCGCAAGUUACGAUAUGAGGUGCACGAAAAAAUUCAAAACUUUAUGGUUCCAAUCACAACGCAAGGCAGCUGGCAUGAGGAACAAAUUGAUGAAUUAUUUGCUUCAUUACUCGGAAUAGGAUUCGAGAAUUCUACGCAAAGUACAGACGAUAGGAUGGAUGAAGAUGCUUCGAUGCGAGAACAGAUUGAUGCCGCACUGAAAAGCGGCUUUAGAGUCUUUGGGUAGUCCACCAUGUAACUAGUUCCCUGCGUCCUGCCCUUCCGAGCAUUUGCCACAUUUUAAGUUCUAAAAAAGUGGCGCAUACGUAUGAGGCCAAUAUAUGAGGCACAUGCCAAAUAUAGACGCUCGAUGACAAGUGG